GUAGCGUAGCUAAGUCUAGCCAGUGUGUGUGUGUGAGUGUGUGUGUGUGUUCAGGUGUGAAAAUGUUACCUUUAUCAAUUAAAGACGACGAAUACAAACCUGCUAAGUUUAACCUGCUGGUGAAGCUCUCAGGAUGGUUCAGGUCGAUCCUCGCGGAUAAAACCUCCAGGAAUCUGUUUUUCUUCCUCUGUCUGAACCUUUCCUUCGCCUUCGUGGAGUUAACGUACGGAAUCUGGAGUAACAGUCUAGGUCUGAUCUCAGACUCCUUCCACAUGUUCUUUGACUGCACCGCUCUGCUGGCAGGUCUGGCAGCCUCCGUCAUCUCCAGGUGGAGAUCCAACGACAGCUUCUCUUACGGUUAUGUCAGAGCAGAGGUUCUGGCUGGCUUUGUCAAUGGACUCUUCCUCAUCUUCACAGCCUUCUUCAUUUUCUCUGAAGGGGUCGAGAGAGCUCUGGAGCCUCCUGACGUUCACCACGAGCGGCUGCUUCCUGUCUCUGUGGCCGGUCUGAUCGUCAACCUGGUCGGGAUCUUUGUUUUCCAGCACGGGGGCCACGGACACUCACAUGGAGAGGGAGGUCACGGUCACAGCCACUCUCUGUUCAAUGGCAGUUUAAAUCAUGGCCAUAGUCAUGGCAGUAACGACCAUCAGAGCAAACGUGCAGACCAACACAGUCAUGGUGGACACGGACACGGACACGGACACGGACACGGUCAUGGUGGACACGGACACAGUCACGGCGGCCAUGACGAGUCACACUGUCACGAUGAGCUGCUGCACACUCCGGGGAAAGGUUCCAGUAAACAGAUCCUACAGGGCGUCCUGCUGCACAUCAUGGCUGACACUCUGGGCAGCGUCGGCGUGAUCAUCUCCGCUCUGCUGAUGCAGAAGUACGACCUGAUGAUCGCCGAUCCUAUCUGCUCCAUGCUGAUCGCCCUCCUCAUCGGAGUCAGCGUGGUACCGUUACUGAGAGAGUCCAUUGGGAUCCUGAUGCAGAGAACUCCUCCAUCACUGGACCACGCCCUGCCCGAGUGUUAUCAGAGGGUGCAGCAGUUGCAGGGAGUUUACAACCUGCAGGAGCCCCACUUCUGGACUCUGUGUACUGACGUUUACAUCGGAACAUUAAAGCUGCUGGUCGCCCCUGAUGCUGACACCCGCUGGAUCCUCAGCCAGACACACCACAUCUUCACACAGGCUGGAGUUCGACAGCUGUACGUUCAGAUCGAAACGGCCGCCAUGUAGAGUCUCCUCCUCCUCCGAUCACCUGGGACCAAUCACCUUCAGUUGCUGCUGCAGGUGACCUGUGAACCCUGAGCCACUGAAGGUCAGACUGGGGGGGUGGACUUGACUGUGACUCCCAUGAUGCUCCAGCCCAGUACAUCCUGGAUGAGCUCAAACUGCCCCCUCCCCCCACACCCUUUUUUUUUAUUAUUAAACUUGUCUGUCAUUAGACUGGAGCAAAGCAUUAUGGGUAAGUGCCUUCAUCAUGAAUUAGAGACAAUCUGAACCCACUUCCUGUCUGGAUGCACCCCCAAUGUGGGGGCACUUUGUUUUUAAUGUGCCAAACCAUGUGACCAAACCAUGUGACCAGUCAGUGGGUUUCAGUCUUUUUUCAACUGUAAUAAAUAAUUCUGUUUCUCUGA
Molecule: messenger RNA, 1642 nt
Organism: Chelmon rostratus (copperband butterflyfish)
Lineage: Eukaryota; Metazoa; Chordata; Actinopteri; Chaetodontiformes; Chaetodontidae
Gene: slc30a7
Product: solute carrier family 30 member 7
Exons: 11
Coding region: 63-1241 (392 amino acids)
Biological process (GO): intracellular zinc ion homeostasis; zinc ion transport; transmembrane transport
Cellular component (GO): Golgi apparatus; membrane
Molecular function (GO): zinc ion transmembrane transporter activity
Source: RefSeq, a predicted model, not a curated record